UCGUUCUCUCAACGCGGUGUGUGUCGAUCGUGUGAUGUGCGCGCUUCGUCGUAAUUAACAUCGCCACAAAUAUUUUUCGUUGUGAUACACAUAAUAAACAUUGAUAUUAUCACUAAAAGUUAAUCAAAUUCUCAGUCAAAAAUCUACUUCUAGUGACUUUCUCGGACAGCAAUGCGUGCAGCGACGUGCCCUACAUUAAAAUAUAGUUAGGUUACCGAAAGAAAGUUUUAAAAAGUUUUAUUUUGUUGUGUCAUGUUUAAAUGUGGAAGAUGGGUGUUUUAAGAGUUGAAAUAGUGUUGUUACUGAACCUGUUGUUGGUCAGUGGGGACGUAACAAAUAACGAUGUGAGUGAGCAUUCUUUGGAGUUGACCCAGUCCUUGAACUUGGCUCGUCAAGAGUUGAUUCAGGAGACUUGUCGACGGUUUCCUCCAAGGUACGGGUUGGAUGAGCUACCUCCAAGCCAAUUGGAGCAUAUAUUGAUAGACGAGGAACAUAAACUGCUUUACUGCUAUGUGCCAAAGGUGGCUUGUACAAACUGGAAGAGGAUCCUAAUGAUACUGGCCGGCAAAUGGAACGACACAGAUGUUUUGUCCAUCACAGCCAGUAUUGCCCACACACCUGGAAUGUUCCGGAACUUGAGCACAGUCAGCCGUCCUGAAAGAGAUUACAUGUUGGAGAACUACCACAAAAUGGUCAUAGCCAGGAACCCUUUUGAAAGGCUCUUGUCAGCUUAUAGAAAUAAAUUAGAGGGUGAUUUACCAAGUGCCAAAUAUUUUCAGGAUCGUGUCGGAAGACGUAUCAUCAAGGCAUACCGCGAGAAUCCGUCCAAUGAGUCCCUGGAAUUCGGUCAUGAUGUCACGUUCAAGGAGUUUGCGCUUUUCCUCACCAACCGCUCCGAGGAGUUGGCUGAUGUCGUGAACAACGAACACUGGCAGCCCAUCACUAAUCUGUGCCAUCCGUGCCUCAUCAAGUACACUUUAGUUGGCAAAUACGAAACCUUGGUAGACGAUUCGCAGCUGGCUCUGCACACCAUCAACGCCUCCCACAUCCAGUUCCCUCGCCUGGAUCAUACUUCAGGGACCGCAGAGAAACUCCACAGGUACUUCUCUCAACUAGAUCUGCCCCUCAUCAGGCGGCUUUACAAGCUAUACAAACAUGACUACAGGAUAUUCAACUACGAUCUAGACAACAUUGUCGGUUUUGACCUAGGGUAGAUCUAGAAUGUUCGUUUUAGGUCAUGCCUUAGCUUCUACAGCUAGAUGCCGACACGGGGUGACAGCGUCGGAUUGACUGUGAUCAGUACUUUGUUUGACUCCAUUUUUUAUUUGGUCAUUCUGAGUUUUGACGGGUCUGGUCAAACUAAGUUUUACUUCGAUGAUAUCGUUUCUAUAUGGUUUGAAUAGAAUGCAGGUACGUUUACUUUAAAUCAAACUAAAAUCUCUGGUCUUUAAUUGUUAAGUUGUCCGAUCCUUAUUACAUUUUUGAUUUUUGCCGUGAAUUUCGCCUUUUAAGUUUUCAUUUAUCUACGAAUGACAUCACUUUCUUCCAGUGAGACUAUAAUUAACCCAGUAUUUAAAUGUAAAAUAGUAAAAAAUACAUUCUAGAUUUAAAUUAUACAUACAAAUACAUGUUGAAAGUUGUGUUCAUACAAAAAUUACCUUGUUAAUUCCCAUUUAGCAAAAAAUGUAUGUCACAUAGUCAUUUGAUUAGCAGUUAAUCCGUCACGCUCUUGCCCCGGUCGCUAUAAAGCCCGAAUAUAAAGAAAAAACUAACAAUAUAGGUAGGGUAAUUAUUACAUGCAAUGUUAUGUACAAUUAGGUAUUGCGUUUAUUAGUCAUAAGUGUACCUUAGAAAAGAGAUCUGAUUCACUAUGCAGUUGACCUAUUUUACCGAUUUCAAAGAAGUUAGAAUGGUUAAAAAUUUGAAGUAGUCAGGUGCGUUCAUAGAUAUGUAUUACUAAAGUCCGAUAUGAGGAUUAUCUUCAACGCUUAUCUGAAGCAAUAAAUACAUUCGAUGACUGCAUUAGAUUACGACAUCCAUUUAAAUGUGAACCGAGAUAUCGAGUUUAAUUGCUACCCAGAAACACGGAAUAGUAAAAACUGUUUUACUUGACAGUGCCCAGAAAGUAUCGAUAUUGUAGGUACUGUCCGGAAAGUAAAUAGAAUGGAUAUGCAUAUAGUCGAUGGUGGUUUACAAGUACAAUUAAAAAUACUUUUUGUAAAGUAUCUAUUGGAGGUAAAGAAUCGUGCAUAAUUUUAGAAGCAGAUUUAGAAAAAAAUGCAACCUGACCAAUUAGUCUUUCGUUAGUUAAACAUUCGUUAUGGUGCUUAAAAUAUAAUAAGAUUAGGUAGAGUAUACGUAUGGUACUUAAAUCUUAACGUCAUGGAAUUUCUUGAGUACAAUCGUAACACUUAGUAAUUAGAAAGUUAUAAUUAGUUGUUAUUAACACUGGCACGUUUCUCUGUAAGUCCGAAAUGGGAUUUCUUAAACUGGCGUACUCACAGGUUCGACUUUAAAUCAUAUUACUGUGGUGAUAAGGUUGAAAAUAUAAAUUCCAAUUGUGCCCAAUCUUAUAAUUUUUAAAUUGUCUGUACAUUUCCAAAAGUACCAAUAUUUCUUGUAAAUAUGAAAUAAGGUUUUGCCUUUAUCCUUCAAAAAGGUUGUGUUUGAUUAAAUUGUACAAAAAAAUCAUUGUGUUUAUUAAAAUUUAAAAAAAGCAUAAGUACAUGCAUAUAUUGUCAUAACAUAGUUGUAAUAUACUGGUGUGGUCAGUCUAGAGAUUUUGUUUUAGCGAGAUAACUUUAUUUUGUACCACGUUAACCCUUUGAACGCUGACGUCAACUGGACAUUACAUUUAUUUUUGAAUUGCAAUGUAAAUCAUUUUAAAAAUAAAUCUUGUAUCAGUUAUUUACAGAAUUUAUCAUGAUUUUUAAUUAAUAAAUUAAGCGUUCAGUGGGUUAGGGGAGAUAUUAUUAACUAACAAUUUUGUUGAUUAACAUUCCACAAUGAUAUUCCAAAGCUCCCUGUGAUAAGCUCUGAUGCUAGGCUUAAUUAAUAUUUUGAUAACAAUUGUUUUAAUGACGUAGGUACGUUUGAUAAGGAUUUUUAUCAUAUGUAUCACCUCGCUUUCCAAUGUUUUAUUAAUUGUUUAUGCUAAUGAGUACCUAGAGCUAUCGAUAUUGUAACAGAUUUAUGUAGGUAUAUACGAUUUCAAUGUAAAUAUAAUAUUCAAUCAUAGUAUUACCAUAUAUACUUACUGUUAUUUUUAAUAUUUAUGUUAUGUAUUUUCUAAUAUUUAGGUGCUGUCAUUAUUUAUUAUACCGAUUGAUUAUAUUAACUACUGAUGAUAAUGUAUGUAGAAUGAAAAAAGUAGACAAAACUUUCAAGUAUUCUACUUCUUGUGAAUAAUUGGAUAUUUUUCCGUUCAUUAUCCAGAUGUGUAUAUCUUACACCAUUCAACUGCAGCCGUAGGGUUAUUUACUAUUUCGCUUAGUCAAUGCUUGACAUCACUUGUGCCAAAAUAGACGUUUCUAGAUCAUACUUGUUUUUUACCUAUUUGAUUUUGCAAUUACUUAUUGUAGGUGUCUAUAAUGCAAUUCUUUUUUUUGUACGUUCAACAAAUUUUGAAACCAAUUUAGCAUAAGUGAUGUAAUGUUUCCUACAUGUCUUUUUAUACAAUUUAAAGAUUAUUUUUUUUUUGUAAAAGAUAACACUCAACAAUAUCUUGACGCAUUUGGUUAUUUUUAUCAUCGUUUUUGGUGUCAAAAGUCGCUGCAUUUUAAAGAUAAAAUGAAUGAAGAUGAAUGAUAUUAAAUAUAUUUACAUAGUUGAUAUUAAUAUAAAUUCUCAUUAUAUUUAUCUUCAAGUGUGAGGAGAAUUGUCAGUGUCUUUAAAAUGUACUUUUUCCUCUAGACAACCUUGAAAAUGUCAUUAAUUAGUACAAACAUUAAACCAGUCGUUACUACGGAAGAAAAAUAAAAGAUAGAAAAAAAGUAUAUAAGGUAGAAAAUCUUAUAUGCCGUCAUAGUUAACUCUGAAAAUUAAUUGCGUACUUGUAGCUUAAGCUUGAAAUUAAAUGAGCCAAUUUCUAUUCCGCUGGUAGGUAGUGGCUUUCCUCUUAUUUUCCUCAUAUUCAAACAGUGACAUCAGUCAAGUUUAUAAGUGUGUACAUAAAUUCUUCCUUUCGAUUUCAAUUAUUUUAUUCUUCUUUACAAUUGCAGUACAUAUUUUAAGCGAUCUGCAUGUCUUCAUAUUUACUCAGUCAUAUCAUUAUUUCGUUUCUUUCUUCCCUGCGUAUGGAUACUCAAUAUUGGUGCUAUAUAAUAAUAUGCCAUGGUAACCUUUAUUGUAAUUGUAAUAAAGUCUUAAAUGGCAUAACUUAAAUGUUAAUUAUUUUAAUGAAAUGUAUAUAAAUUAAGUAGUUAUUUGAACAAUUGUAUAAGGUGUUAAUUUUCGUUUUAUUGAUAUUCACGAAAACACGUCAUCGCUGAGUUUGCGAUGAAUAUUUUUGUAACAAUUUUAAAGAUUAUUCCAAUUGGUGUGAAAAUAACACUAGAUUUUAUUGAAAAUACAUUUUGCGUUUUGAAGUCUA
Molecule: messenger RNA, 4591 nt
Organism: Helicoverpa zea (corn earworm)
Lineage: Eukaryota; Metazoa; Arthropoda; Insecta; Lepidoptera; Noctuidae
Product: carbohydrate sulfotransferase 11
Exons: 4
Coding region: 261-1214 (317 amino acids)
Biological process (GO): carbohydrate biosynthetic process
Cellular component (GO): membrane
Molecular function (GO): sulfotransferase activity
Source: RefSeq, a predicted model, not a curated record